UAUUAUUAUUAUUAUUAUUUUUUGCAGUACGCGGGCCUCUCACUGUUGCGGCCUCUGCCAUUGUGGAGCACAGGCUCCGGACGCACAGGCUCAGUGGCCAUGGCUCACAGGCCCAGCCGCUCCACGGCAUGUGGGAUCUUCCCGGACCGGGGCACGAACCCGUGUCCCGUGCAUCGGCAGGCGGACUCUCAACCACUGCACCACCGGGGAAGCCCCAGAGUCAUUAUAUUUUGAUUAUGUUACUGAUUCUCAUGUGGAAUCAGCAUUGAGAACAACAGAUGGCUUUAAAAUACACAACAGAAGAGGAAAUGAGAACCUCUUAUCAAUAGCAAACAUGUCUAUAUUGUCCAAACCAGCGUAAGAGUGAAUACGUAUUUACCUUUUAAAAAUAGGUCUAAAAAAAACCCCAAAACUAAAACCCAAUAGAUCCAUAGACCUGUUGGUUGGUUGGUUAGAGCUUGUUGGUGCUCAGGAAUGAAGAUAUAAGAAGUCUGCAACAGCUUUUUAAAAUGAUUUCACAAUUAAUUCUAGUCUCUUGCUGCAGCAACGUGAGUAGGAGCACUGGGACUGUGGGCCUGGAGCAGAACUUCUCGGAUUGUUUUAAGAAAAUGGCAGGUAAGCAGGACAUGGGGGAAAUCACCAGCUUCAAUAAGGCCAAGCUGAAGAAGACGGAGGCACAGGAGAAGAACACCCUGCUGACUAAAGAGACCACUGAGCAGGAGAAGCAAGCGGAGUGAAA
Orcinus orca (killer whale) is the source of this 739-nucleotide messenger RNA. Its product is annotated as thymosin beta-10-like. Gene Ontology annotation, biological process: regulation of cell migration; actin filament organization. NCBI's taxonomy places the organism in Eukaryota, Metazoa, Chordata, Mammalia, Artiodactyla, Delphinidae. Gene Ontology annotation, molecular function: actin monomer binding. The transcript has a single exon. The record is from RefSeq and is a predicted model, not a curated record. The coding region runs from base 510 to 737 and encodes 75 amino acids. Gene Ontology annotation, cellular component: cytoplasm.